CUAAAAUGAAUCAUCCUACAAGAAGUCGAAGUUGAAAACGAAUCAUAUCUACUUGAAUUGGGAAAUGGAGAUAAGAAGCUCAAUUUGGUUGAUAUUCAGUGUUGUUUUGGGAGGUUUAGUAGCUGUUUAUGGGUUUCUAAAAACAGUAAAUGAGUGGUUUUAUGUAAGGAGGUUGGGUAAGAAGAGGCAUUUGCUUCCUCCUGGUGAUAUGGGAUGGCCUUUCAUGGGCACUCAAUUAUCUUUCCUUAAAGCCUUCAAAUCUAAAAAUCCUGAUUCUUUCAUUUCCAACUUUGCUGCAAGAUUUGGAACAAAAGGAAUAUACAAAGCAAUGAUGUUUGGAAAACCAUGUGUUAUUGUCACAACACCAGAAUCCUGCAAGAGAGUUUUAUCAGAUGACACAACAUUUGGACCUGGAUUUCCUGAAUCCAUCACAAAACUAAUGGGCAAAAAAGCAUUUCAUGGCAUAUCAUCGGAAGAACACAAGCGCCUUAGAAGGCUAACCACGGCUGCCUUAAGUGGCCAAGAGGCCUUGUCCAUUUACAUUAGUCACAUCGAACAAAUUGUGACCACAUCACUCGAAGAAUGGGCAAGCAUGUCGCGACCUAUUGAGUUCUUAACAGAGAUGAGGAAGAUUGCUUUCAAGGUAAUCAUGUAUGUAAUGGUGGGUGAAACAAGUACCGAUCAAUCUAUCAUGGAGGCUCUAGAAAAGGAGUAUACUACUUUGAAUCAUGGGUUAAAAUCCAUGGCUAUCGACUUCCCUGGCUUCGCUUACCACAGUGCUCUAAAGGCUAGGAAGAACUUGCAGAAGAUAUUUCAGAGUGUUGUAGACAAAAGAAGGCUAGAAAAAACGGCAAGUAAGAAAGAAGAAAAGACGGAUAUGUUGGAUAUGUUAAUGGGAACCGAAGAUGAAAAUGGCGGUAAACUAAGUGAUGAAGAGAUUGUUGAUUUGAUCAUCAUGUUUCUAAAUGCCGGGCAUGAAUCUUCUGGUCAUGCAGCUAUGUGGGCUGUUGUGCUUUUACAAGAUCAUCCUGAGAUCUUCCAGAAAGCUAAGGAAGAACAAGAACAAAUUGUGAAUAAGAGAUUGCCUAAUCAGAAGGGGCUAACAUUGAAAGAAACCAGACAAAUGGAAUAUCUAUCCAAGGUGAUUGAUGAGACGCUACGAGUGGUGAAUAUCUCAUUUACAUUAUUCCGCGAGGCGACCAAAGAUGUUAACAUCAACGGUUAUAUUGUACCUAAAGGAUGGAGGAUAUUGACCUGGCUUAGAAGUGCACACCUUGAUUCAGAGAAGUACCUCAAUCCAAAACAGUUUGACCCUUCCAGAUGGGAUGAUCCUAAAACAAGAGUGAAUUUCAUACCUUUCGGAGCAGGAAGUAGGCUGUGUCCUGGUCGAGAUUUAGCUAGGCUCGAAGUUUAUACUUUUCUUCACUACUUCCUACUCAACUACAAGUUAGAAAGAGUUAAUUCAGAGUGUCCUAUCAGAUACUUGCCAAUUUCAAGGCCUGUUGAUAAUUGUCUAGCCAGAAUUAUAAGAUCAGAGCCAUAA
Molecule: messenger RNA, 1543 nt
Organism: Amaranthus tricolor (Joseph's coat)
Lineage: Eukaryota; Viridiplantae; Streptophyta; Magnoliopsida; Caryophyllales; Amaranthaceae
Product: ent-kaurenoic acid oxidase 2-like
Exons: 7
Coding region: 65-1543 (492 amino acids)
Biological process (GO): sterol metabolic process; multicellular organism development; brassinosteroid homeostasis
Cellular component (GO): endoplasmic reticulum
Molecular function (GO): iron ion binding; heme binding; ent-kaurenoic acid monooxygenase activity
Source: RefSeq, a predicted model, not a curated record